Molecule: messenger RNA, 255 nt
Organism: Geodia barretti
Lineage: Eukaryota; Metazoa; Porifera; Demospongiae; Tetractinellida; Geodiidae
Source: the annotation of a GenBank genome assembly
AUGGCUGACGACAUCAUCGGCAUGGACGACAUGAUGGCAAUUUACGAGGUCACCGACCUCUUCGGGAUCGACCGCGAGUCGAUCAGCGUCCCCCUGGACAAGGAGGGCAUGGGGGGAGCGGCGACCCUGGACGACGGCACACUUGAGAUCCGCGCGCCUGCCGAGGCUCCGACCCGCGACUGGCUGCCGACCCUCAGCAAGACACUCGAGGGACUCGGUUUCGAAGCGUCGCCCGACGACGAAUGGGACUCAUAG